Ilex paraguariensis (yerba mate) is the source of this 383-nucleotide messenger RNA. Lineage: Eukaryota; Viridiplantae; Streptophyta; Magnoliopsida; Aquifoliales; Aquifoliaceae. The record is from the annotation of a GenBank genome assembly.
AUGAAAGGAGGCAGCUCCAUCAUCAGCACCACAUCAGUGACUGCAUACAAAGGAAAUCCUAAGCUACUUGACUAUGCAUCCACUAAAGGGGCUGUUGUGGCAUUUACUAGGGACCUUGUACUACAGCCAGUAGACAGAGGCUUACGUGUAAACGGGGUAGCUCCCGGCUCGAUCUGGGCUCCAUUGAUUCCGGCAUCAUUCAGCGAGGAAGAGGUUAAGAAUUUUGGGUCUCAAGUGCCAAUGAAGAGUGCGGGUCAGCCUAUUGAGGUUGCUCCGUCGUAUGUCUCCCUUGCCUCGAACUCAGACUCCUCCUACAUGACUGGCCAAGUCCUCCACCCCAAUGCUAUGUCCUUGAACAUAGUCAACAACAUGACUAAAACGAU